Molecule: messenger RNA, 470 nt
Organism: Tilletiaria anomala UBC 951
Lineage: Eukaryota; Fungi; Basidiomycota; Exobasidiomycetes; Georgefischeriales; Tilletiariaceae
Product: Dehydroquinase
Exons: 3
Coding region: 8-448 (146 amino acids)
Biological process (GO): quinate catabolic process
Molecular function (GO): 3-dehydroquinate dehydratase activity
Source: RefSeq, a predicted model, not a curated record
CGGGAAAAUGGCGAAGUCGAUUCUCCUUCUCAAUGGCCCAAAUCUGAACAUGCUGGGUUUACGAGAGCCUGAUAAGUAUGGGACAGCGACACUGGGGGACAUCGUCAACCUCGCGGGUGCCCACUGCUUGGACGCUGGCGUCGCCUUUGACCAUUUGCAGACAAACCAUGAAGGAACGAUGCUCGAUCGUAUCCAUCAAGCACGGUCCGAUGGCACCCAAGCGAUCGUGAUCAAUGCAGGGGCGUGGACACAUACGAGCGUCGCGCUCAGAGAUGCACUGCUGGCUUCCGAGAAGCCAUUCAUUGAGCUACAUAUCUCCAACACACACGCCCGCGAGCCUUUUCGACAUCACUCGUACCUUGCUGACAAAGCUAAAGGGAUAAUUAUGGGCUUAGGGACGUAUGGCUAUACGGUGGCGAUCGAUUAUUGUAUUAAGCAUUUGAUGUGAGAUAUUCACAGAACAAUGGCGU